Messenger RNA from Leptonychotes weddellii (Weddell seal), 5460 nucleotides. The record is from RefSeq and is a predicted model, not a curated record. NCBI's taxonomy places the organism in Eukaryota, Metazoa, Chordata, Mammalia, Carnivora, Phocidae.
UGAAAUGGAGGUACUCAAGUGUACUCAUGUAGGCUGUAGGUCUCGAUUAUUGCCUGAUUAAAAAAUACUGUUGACCCUAAGAAGGGACUUCAUUUAUGUUGAAGUCAUCUACCAAAAUCAGCACACAGAGUGGAUUUUCUUUAUCUAAUUGUCUUUCUAAAACAUACAGCUUGCAGCAAAAAGUAGAAAGAUGCCUUGAAGAUGGAAUUCGCCUUCCCAUGUUAGAUGCAAAACAGCUUCAGAAUGAAAAUGAUAAUCUGAGAGAACAAAAUGAGAAUGCUAGUAAGAUAAUAGACAGCCAACAAGAUGAGAUUGAAAGAAUGACUGUAGAAAUUCAGUCUAUGCAAGGGAAACUUUCUAAAGAAAAAUCAACUACUCAAAAGAUGAUGGAAGAGCUGGAAAAGAAAGAAAGAAACCUACAGAGAUUAACAAAAACAUUGCUUGAUAACCAAAGGCAAACAGAAGAGACGUGCUCUUUAUUGGAUCAGGGCCAGGAAGCAGACCAAUCCAGGCAGCAGACAGUACUUACCAAAUGGCCACUAUCCGAUUUGAGUGUGAUUGAUCAGCUGUUCAAGGAAAUGUCCUAUUGUUUGUUUGACUUGAAGGCAUUGUGUAGUAUUCUCAAUCAGCGUGCUCAGGGCAAGGAGCCUAAUCUUUCAUUAUUACUGGGAAUCAGAUCAAUGAACUGUUCAGCUGAAGAGACUGAGAAUGACUAUAGCCCAGAAACACUCACUAAAAAAUUGUCAGAUGUAUGCCAGUUACGGAGGGACAUCGAUGAAUUAAGGACUACAAUAUCAGACCGCUAUGCCCAGGACAUGGGAGACAACUGCAUUACCCAGUGAUCAACUAUUGGUCCCACAGCAAUAAUGACCCAUUGUUAAAUGCUGCUGUGUUACAGUUCUUCAUAUUUCUUUUUAGGAGCCAUAAUGGAAAGUCGCAAGUGACAUAUCACUUACACAUAGGAUUUUUUUUUUUCUGUGGAUUUGUUUUCCUGGGGGAGAAAGGGGAUUUGAUGAGGUUUCAAAGGGGCUUAUCUAAUCAGGCCAAAAAACCAAAUUACUAUUAGAAAAAUGUGAUGACGUGUAUAAGGGGAAAAAAAAAUCUGUCUUCUCAAACUACUGAUUGUAGGACCAAGCUGUGAAGAGUGCCCUUCAGAUAAAGGAGUAGGAUUUCUUUUUAUCUGCAGUUGUGUGUGUGUGUAUGUGUGUGUGUAUUCACAAAAUUAUAAGGAUUUCUAAGGUCAAAGCAAAGCUUCUAAGAAAGGCACACACUGUUUAUUCUUGUAUUUCUUUUCUUUCAUGUAGAAGCUUGUGUUGUACUUUGGGGUUUUCAAGGGCUGGCUGCACAAGAGCUCCAACAGCAGGCGAGUGUUUUAAUAGUAGUACAGCUGUGUUUUGAACCAUCUGUCUUUCAGACAACCACUGUGCUGAGAUGAUGAGGUUGUGGGGUUGGGUUGAUGUUAGCACUGUAGAUAGGUCAGCUAUUUUUCCAGAGUGAUUGUGGGUUGCCUUCGAGGUAUGAAAUGUUAUGUGAUAAUCUUUUUCAUUAGCAUUGCAAUUUAUAUAUCACAAGGCAACUUAACACAACUUGAACUAAUUUUAACAUGUCCCUUACUAUUUACAAUUUUUCACUUGUAUCAAUGUAAACAAAGCCAUAAAGAAUUAAUGCUAACCUUCUAAGGCCAUUGUAAAAGAAGGAUUAAAAAAGUCACUCUGGAACAAUAGUUUAUCCAAUUCUCAAAUGUUUACAUUUUAACAGUUUUGUAUGUCUUAAAGUUAAAACUACUUUAAGAAAAAGCCAACCUGUAUUCUUUAUAUCAGAAUUAUCACAAAUAUAAAACAAAAUCAAAACCAGGUGAUAUUUCAAUUACAUGUAUUAGGUAAAGUACAUUAAAAACGGUUUUUCAUACACGACAAGAUUAUUUCUUCUUCUGGAGUGCAGGAUAUCAUUAUGAGAUGCAACUGAUUUUUAAGUAGACAUACAAUUAUUUAAACUUCCAAAUGAGUAUUUUCCUGUUUUAGUUGGAGUUUUGGAAGGACUACAUAUUUUAUUGCCUUCAGAGCAUUUAUUACAUUCUUUUGAAUAUACUUAAUUAUGGCAAUCAUUGUUCUUUACAAACUGGUUUGUUUUCUUGAUGCAGCCAGGUCUCAUGUAGGUCAAGACUAAAUAAGAGGUAGAAGGAAUAAGGGGUGUGAAUUCAGCAGGAUAAUACUGUUUGGGGCAAGAAGAGAUCACAUGUCUGGUUUUUUUGCCAGGCUUAUAUACUGGUAUAAAGGCUGCUCCUAGAAAAGAUUUUUCUUACAUAUUUUCAGCAGUGAAAACAUAUGUGGGAUAAAAACUUCAAGGAAACUACCCAGGAAGACAUUCAGUUCAGAAUUUGGCUAAUAUGCAGCACUCAGUAAGUUAUUUUGUGGUUAUGUUACAACAAUUGGUUAUAAUACAUUGUAAGGACAUCAAACUUUCCUUUUGUUCAGUGCCUGAGUCCUCCCUACUCUUACUGCUUAGGAUCUGGGCACUAAGAAAUCAGUGCAUCAUGUGAUUCUGCAUUCCAAGUACCUGUCCUAAUAAGGAAAAGUCAUCGUAAGAAUGUGGCAUUCUAAUUUGUUCAAUUGUUUUUUAAUGUUGGUGGUUUGAAGACAAUCAGGGAGUAGUAAAUUUAUACCAAAAAUCUGAUGCAAAAGAAUUCUGCCUUGUAAAAAUAUCUGUAAAAAUGGGCCUUUAUAUCAAGUAGAUAAUAGCAUCUGAAUGAGAUAAGCCACGGUGCAGCACACAACAUUGUUAUGUUCUCUCUCAAUAGAAACUCCAGCCCCCUACCAGAGUACCUAGUCAUACCUCCACGAUUUUGGAAGUAAAGGCACCCUAAGAUGAUAGCACUAAUGUGCAUAAAUAAUCACUGAUUUGGGUCACUAGGUUCUUAAUGUCUUCUAGGUUUUUAGUAUAUGUUUUGGAGUUUUAUGGUUAUUAUUAUUAUUUUAAACAAACUUAAACAUUUGCUUUAAUUUACUGUAGAUACAUAUUUUUUUCUGGCUUAGGAUAAAAUAUUUAAUUUUUUAAAUAAGGUUUCUAAAACUUAUAGAAUUUGACUUAAUUCACAUGUCUUGAGGUAAAAAUGUGUUAAUUUAGAAAAUUGACAAACUACUACUGGUGUAUUUCAGUUCCAAAAUGUCUACCUCUCCAUAAAUAAAAAAGGAAAAUAAGAUGUGAUAGUGUAAGUAUAAGUUUAAAUAUAACCCUGAGUUACAAAAGUACAAAAGUAAUCUCUUGGAGUCUGGAGUUUGUGAAGGGACCUAGGUAAUAAGUAGACAGUCUUGGAAUAUUUUUGGGGAAAUGAAAUAGUAGUAUUCUAAUUUGUCAGUAUUUAAUUUUUAUUUUAUUUUUCAGAAAAUUCCCCUUUCCCAAGAUAACCUCUUCUGUUAGAAUAUAAUAAUAUCGAUAUCUCAAUUGAAAACAAAGAUUUUGCUGUUAGGUCAAGUAAGAUGGGCAAAUAGAAACACUAUAGUGUCUUAUUCUAGUUUGAACUAGGAUGUUUUCAGAAGUUAUUAUACUGAUAUAUGUCUGAGAUGAAAAUUAACCUAAAUUUUGAAGUUAAACAUAUUUGAUAAUUUCCUUAGAUGUGAAAACUUUUUAAUUAUGCUUUUGUGAGUUCAAUGCUUGUCUUCUUAGGAAGUGUCUCAUGCAGUAUUAACAUUUAUUAUUGGUUUUCUGGAUUUUGAAGUUGAGCUUAUUCGAGCAGGGAUAAAGUAACAGUAUCUCAAUAAAAGACCCAGUUACCUGUGCAGAUAAAAAUAACUGAAUCAAAGGCACAAUAGUUAGUUGUUUUUUUCAUUUGAUGUCUGAAGGAUGACUUUAGUUAAACUGUUAGUAAAUUUUCAGUGGCCUCUAAUUUUGAAAGCUUAAGUAAUGACUAGGUUAAGUCAUUCCUGGAUUUCUUUUUAAAUAAGUGUGGUCCCUUUUUAUAUUUGAAAUGGGAUUCAGUGUUUACUAUUAACAACAUUAUUUUUAAUGAAAUUUAUUUUGGUCAUGACAGUUUACUCACUGAAUUAGACUUCUUUCAGUAGCUUGUUAAAGACAAUCUCAAGGGCUGCAAAGUGUUGCUAAAAUGGAUAUUGUACAUUUCUGAUUCAGUAAGGAGCUUAUAAAUUAAUCUUGUCAUAGUUCAAGACAUUACUAGAAAUCUCUUCGAGGAUAUUUUUAAAGGAACUACUUUAUUGGGAAAAUAUUCUUUCAAUAUCAGUAAUAAUUCAUUGAAUAACUUAGUAGCUGGGAAUUUGGGACUGUAUUUUUACAUAGCAUAGUUCAGCUCAGGCACACCUUUAGUUUUGAUUAUUGGCAUUCUCUGAUGUAGAUUUCUGUCAUUGUAGAUAUGUAAGUACAAUAAUAAGCAAUUCUCAUAACCAUGCUCACUCAGACUAUAUCAUUUGAAACUGCCAGUAGCUAUAGCUCUCAAAGCCAAAGUUAAUUCAUUUUGUUCCCAUUUUUGACAAUUUUCAGUGUUCACAAAACAAGAAAAAUGAUUUCCUAUUUGGUGUAAAGAGUAUAAUUUCCAACUUUACCCCAAGAUGCCAUGGUGGUAUAUUACUGUAUGAUAAUAUUAUACAUUUAAUCAUGAAGGGGGAAAGCUUUUGCAUUUUUUUGUUACUUAAAAGAAAUACUGAGUAUAUUAAUGUAGUUUCAAAUCAAUAAGUCAUUAACAACACUAUUGCAGCUGCAUACAGAGAGAACCUUUUGUGCCUUUUUGCCUACAGUAAGCAUUCAUUUCUGUUUUAUGUGAGUUAUAAGAAUGUUGAUGAUUAUCGCACCUUGUUCUUCUGUAAAUAGACUUGAUUAAGGAUUUUUUUCUUAAGCAAGGAACAGGUUUUCAUUACUAGGUUAGAUACCUUAGGAAACAUGAGAGGAUAUGUCUUUGGAGCCCAGCCUUUUCCCAGUAUAGUGAGCAGGAAACUCCUUCAGAAUGUAGUUAUUUGUGUGCAUAUGUGUGUAUAUAUAUGUAUAAAUAUUUAAAUACAGGAAGAUAAAAUUUGGCAUCACAUUGGUGUGAUGACAAGAAGUAGUAAGGUGCUAGCGAGGUGGUUACAUUAAAAGCACAGAAGAGUGUAUAAUCAGUCACUAUGACUGGUGGUUUUUGUAAACUCGGUUCAGUUUUUGAACCACCCAGAAUACCUCAUGUGUAAAUACAGAGUGGUCAUGACUUAAUUGAAAUACAGUUAUUGUAAAAAGAAUGUGAAGCCACUGGUUGGCUUAUGCCUUCUGAUCUAUCAUUCUUGCCUCUUUUUUUGUAAAGGGGUUAUUUUUUUGUUUUUGUUUUUUAAUAGGGUUUACAGCUAGAAUUUUGAAUGCCAAAGUUCUAUUUAUUAAAUUAAAAAAAGUUUUCAAUGUUAAUGGCUAAGUAUUUUUCCACUGGACUAUUGUUUGUGAUGUUGGAAUUUGUAUUUACAGAGAAAUAAAUUUUUUAUAAAAAGA